Messenger RNA from Tremella mesenterica DSM 1558, 831 nucleotides. RefSeq lists its product as uncharacterized. Gene Ontology annotation, cellular component: cytoplasm. The transcript is spliced from 6 exons. Gene Ontology annotation, molecular function: protein-lysine N-methyltransferase activity. Gene Ontology annotation, biological process: peptidyl-lysine dimethylation; peptidyl-lysine monomethylation. The record is from RefSeq and is a predicted model, not a curated record. NCBI's taxonomy places the organism in Eukaryota, Fungi, Basidiomycota, Tremellomycetes, Tremellales, Tremellaceae. The coding region runs from base 1 to 831 and encodes 276 amino acids.
AUGACCGAUGAGGAGCUUCCACCUAGUAAGCUGGGUACGAAAGAUUAUUGGGAUGCACAGUAUGAACGAGAGGUGACUGUCUUCGAGGAUAUCGGGGAUGAAGGAGAAGUUUGGUUUGGAGAAUCGAGUGUCAAGAAAAUGCGUAAAUGGGCACACGACCAUCUACCUCCUUCCUCUUCUCCCAUCAGAAUCCUCGAAUGUGGAAGUGGCAACGGUACCCUUCUUCUCUCUUUCCUAACCUCACCCAUAGGCUCCAUUCCACAGAAAUAUCAUCUGACAGGUAUCGACUACUCUCCCACUGCUAUCCUCCUCUCACAGAAAGUCGAACAUGCUCGGAGGGAGAUGGAGAUCGAUGAGGAUGAAGAAAUUUCGAAUAUCUGUGAGGUGGAAUGGAGAGUCGGGGAUCUUCUCAGGGAUAAUAUGAAAGAACAAUGGGAUUUAGUACUUGAUAAAGGCACUUUUGAUGCCUUAUGUCUUUCUUCUGAUCCUGUGGAAGAAGAUAAGUUAAAAAGAUUACCAAGUCAGGUAUAUCCUGAGAGAAUCGCCAGGUUGGUCAAAGAAGGAGGGUUUUUUCUCAUCACGAGUUGUAAUUUCACAGAAGAAGAGAUCAGGCGGAAAUACGAAAGACCUGAACUAGGUAGUUCAAGCGUUCCUCAUAAAUCAUUCACCUUUGGUGGGAAAUCCGGUACUAUCGUGUGCACCGUCGCGUUUCAAAAGGUCUCCUCAACCCAUGUUGCUAUAGCUAGCACAUCCGGAGGUAUAGUUUCCCGUGCCGUAGGAGGUACGGGGAAUAUGGCAGAGGUCAGUCAUCAUUACUUCUCCCAAAUCUGA